AUGGAGAAAAUGGGCGGAGGACGUUUCGCGUUCCCGGAGGGUUCGGAGAAGCCAAUUCAUGGGCAAGGCUGGAUGCUUUGGUGGUGCAAAGGAUACACGGCCAGAUUUGAUUACGAAGCUUCCAAGGACGACCAGAAAAAGUACGAGGAGGAUUUGAAAGAGGAGCCCGGCUACGGGACCUACUACUCGCUGCUCAUCAGCAUCUUGCUGAUCAUGUGCGUGCCGGCCGUCUGCAUUGCCGCCGUUGCCGGGGGAGCCGCAUUUGUCGUCGGACCCAGUCGCUCGUCUCUUCUACCAAGUCGCAGGGCUGAAAUACACGAUUUGAAGCAACCGAUCCCCAUCUUAUCACCCAUACGAACAACUGCAAUCAUCAUCUUCUCCAGGAUCUCUACAAAUGCCCUUUUAACCCACCAGCCCUCUAUACAGUAUCCCUUCACUCGUUUUCGA
Mesorhabditis spiculigera is the source of this 447-nucleotide messenger RNA. NCBI's taxonomy places the organism in Eukaryota, Metazoa, Nematoda, Chromadorea, Rhabditida, Rhabditidae. The record is from the annotation of a GenBank genome assembly.